CCACUUCCGUGGCCGGCGUUGGGGAGUCCGUGCUGCAGUCGCCCGUGCCUGAUCGGUAGGAUGGCGCUGGGCCGAUACGGUUAUAGCACCAAAAGCAGACAGCCGCCAAGCGCUCCCACGGCCCUCCAAAGUUUGCUCCCAGUGGCGGGGGGCGGGGGUGGGCUAUCCUUCUGUCUGCAUUCCCCGCUACCCCGCAUCACAGAGAGGCGGGCCUCCACCGUCCUAGCCCUUCCGCCCUGUUCCCGAGUGCCGGCUAGAGCGUCUCCUCGUCGUUUCCUGUCGUCUUGGGGCCCGGCGGGGAAGAAGCGGGCGUAGCGCCGCCGCUGAGGGAACUCGCGAGCUUGGACAGUGUGUAGAAGCCGGAAGUGUUGGGAGCGAGGCCGGAAGCUAGGGGUGGGUCCAGGAAGUGAGGUGGGGCGGGGGUUUAUGAGGAGGCCAAGGGAUCGCUGGGGCAAAUUUGCACUCAGGGCCACCUGAGGGACUUGGCGGUGGCGCUCAGCUCUGUUCCCUCCCCUCGCAGAGACACGGUUGCCGUCAAGGAGUAGGGAACUCUGUGUGGAGGGGUGGGUUGUCGGAAGGACUUUUCUCUGGCAGCGAUUGAGGCGAGCUGUGGAGAGCCAGGGUUGGGGGUGGGGCCCGGUCGCCAGGGCGUCUGAGAGGGAAGACCCCCGCCCCCCCCACCGCACAUCUACACUGGCUGACUGGACACUAAGAUGGCUGCCGUUGCCAUGACACCCAACCCUGUGCAGACCCUUCAGGAGGAGGCGGUGUGCGCCAUCUGCCUCGAUUACUUCACCGACCCCGUAUCCAUCGGCUGCGGGCACAACUUCUGUCGAGUGUGUGUAACCCAGUUGUGGGGCGGGGAAGAUGAGGAGGACAGGGAAGAGUUAGACCGGGAGGAGGAGGAGGAGGAGGACGGCGAGGAGGAGGAAGUCGAGGCUGUGGGGGCCGGUGGGGGAUGGGACACCCCUAUGCGGGAUGAAGACUACGAGGGCGAUAUGGAGGAGGAGGUCGAGGAGGAAGAGGAGGGUGUGUUCUGGACCAGAGGCAUGGGUGGGUCCAAUUGGGACAACAUGGACUACGUGUGGGAGGAGGAGGACGAGGAAGAAGACCUGGACUACUACUUGGGGGACAUGGAGGAGGACCUGAGGGGGGAAGAUGAGGAGGACGAGGAGGAAGUGCUGGAGGAGGAUGAGGAAGAAGAGUUAGACCCCGUCACCCCACUGCCCCCGCCUCCAGCCCCUCGGAGGUGCUUCACCUGCCCCCAGUGCCGAAAGAGCUUUCCUCGGCGGAGCUUCCGCCCCAACCUUCAGCUGGCCAACAUGGUCCAGGUGAUUCGGCAGAUGCACCCAACCCCUGGUCGAGGGAGCCGUGUGAACGAGCAGGGCAUCUGUCCCAAACACCAAGAAGCAUUGAAACUCUUCUGCGAGGUGGACGAAGAGGCCAUCUGUGUCGUGUGCCGAGAAUCCAGGAGCCACAAACAGCACAGCGUGGUGCCGUUGGAGGAGGUGGUGCAGGAGUACAAGGCCAAACUACAGGGGCACGUGGAGCCGCUGAGGAAGCACCUGGAGGCUGUGCAGAAGAUGAAGGCCAAGGAGGAGAGGCGGGUGACAGAGCUAAAGAGCCAAAUGAAAUCAGAGCUGGCAGCUGUGGCUUCAGAGUUUGGGCGUCUGACACGGUUUCUGGCCGAAGAGCAGGCAGGGUUGGAGCGGCGCCUCCGAGAGAUGCACGAAGCCCAGCUAGGGCGCGCGGGAGCUGCGGCCAGCCGCCUGGCAGAGCAGGCCACCCAGCUGAGCCGCCUGCUGGCAGAGGCCCAGGAGCGGAGCCAGCAGGGGGGCCUGCGGCUGCUCCAGGACAUCAAGGAGACUUUCAAUAGGUGUGAAGAGGUACAGCUGCAGCCCCCAGAGGUCUGGUCCCCUGACCCGUGCCAACCCCAUAGCCAUGACUUCCUGACAGAUGCCAUCGUGAGGAAAAUGAGCCGGAUGUUCUGUCAGGCUGCGAGAGUGGACCUGACGCUGGACCCUGACACGGCUCACCCGGCCCUGAUGCUGUCCCCUGACCGCCGGGGGGUCCGCCUGGCAGAGCGGCGGCAGGAGGUUGCUGACCAUCCCAAGCGUUUCUCAGCCGACUGCUGCGUACUGGGGGCCCAGGGCUUCCGCUCUGGCCGGCACUACUGGGAGGUAGAGGUGGGCGGGCGGAGGGGCUGGGCGGUGGGUGCUGCCCGUGAAUCGACCCAUCAUAAGGAAAAGGUGGGCUCCGGGGGGUCCUCUGUGGGCAGCGGCGAUGCCAGUUCCUCGCGCCAUCACCAUCGCCGCCGCCGGCUCCACCUGCCCCAGCAGCCCCUGCUCCAGCGGGAAGUGUGGUGUGUGGGCACCAACGGCAAACGCUACCAGGCACAGAGCUCAACGGAGCAGACACUGCUGAGCCCAAGCGAGAAACCACGGCGCUUUGGCGUGUACUUGGACUAUGAGGCUGGGCGCCUGGGCUUCUACAAUGCAGAGACUUUAGCCCACGUGCACACCUUCUCCGCUGCCUUCCUGGGCGAGCGUGUCUUCCCCUUCUUCCGGGUGCUCUCCAAGGGCACCCGCAUCAAGCUCUGUCCUUGAUCAGCCUGCCACCCGCAGGGGCCCCUCUGGUCAGCACUAGGGGGACGGGUGGUGGUGGAAGGUGGCCCGUAAGUUUGGGGGCUCAAAGGCUCCUCCCGCUGUUUGUUACUGUGAUGUUUCCCCUUGACCCCAGGCCCCUGCUUCUCCUUCUAGGAGCCUAAAGAACCCUCCUGGCCUCCAGCUCGGCCUUCUCUCACCUCUGUCCAACAGGUCUGCAUGGGUCCCUGAUAGUGAGAACAGCUGCCUGGCCUUCCCCCACUGUCUGCCCAUCCCAUCCUAAGGAAGGGAUGAGGGGAGAGUGUAAUUUCAUUCCCCAACUUCUUUCCCCACCCCUACUCCUCAACCGCAAUGUCAGUUCUAAGGCUGGAGGGUUUGGGCAAGACUCACAACAUCCCCAUUCCAAUUCCAUUUUCUGAUGCAGAUUUUAGCUAAUGGAUCUGGAAGCUGUUUUGGGGAGGAAGGCUGGGCCAAAGGGUAGAGCUGGGUAAUAAAAAAAUGUCUACUCUCCUGGGGAAGGAGGGAUUCUAAACUUUUCCUUCCAUCCCCAAUUUCUACCUCCAUAGACCGGCCAGAAUUUAGCUUCAGUGAGAGAUCUGGAAUGGUCGCCAUGAUUGAACCUACAUACCAUACAUCACCCAAUAAAUUAUUUUCUCCCCCUUCCCUUUUCCAGCACUCAAUCUAGGAGCAAAGCUCUUUGCACCCUACACCCCUCCAGGUGUUUUCACUGCCAUGCUCCUUUCCAUUUUGUUCAAAUGGAGUUGGCUUUUCUGUUUCCAGUAAAGUCUCCAUGCCUUUAGUUCCAUUGGCAAGCCCUGAGAGGGUACUUGGGGACAAGGGGUUUGGGUCCCCAGGUGGAGAGCCUUGGGUAUAAUCUAUUUUUCUAAUAACCUCUCGCCUUGUCACUUAUCAGCUUUUGUCCUCUGCUUUGAUGGCCGAGGUGAACUCAUGUUCUUGGGGAAAAGGGAAGGUGGGUUGUGUUGUGGAAAUAAAAUGUUUAUUUGCUUC
Lemur catta (Ring-tailed lemur) is the source of this 3611-nucleotide messenger RNA. RefSeq names its product tripartite motif containing 41 (gene TRIM41). The transcript is spliced from 6 exons. NCBI's taxonomy places the organism in Eukaryota, Metazoa, Chordata, Mammalia, Primates, Lemuridae. Gene Ontology annotation, cellular component: nuclear body. Gene Ontology annotation, molecular function: protein binding; zinc ion binding. The coding region runs from base 714 to 2606 and encodes 630 amino acids. The record is from RefSeq and is a predicted model, not a curated record.